UUUUUUUUCGAUGAAUAAUUAUUGACUUAAACUUUAUUGCCUCUGGAACUGGAUCAAUGGAUUUAGAAAGUUUUUCGAUCGAUCGUAUCGCAAUUUGAUUAAUUAAUAAAUCAACGUUAUAAAACCGAGAGUAACGAAUUUUCAAUUCAUACGGGUUCCCUAAGAAGGCCGCGUCUUCGUUCAUUUUUUUAAUUAUCAAGAAAAGGGAUAGGGUACUGUCAAGAAGGACAUAUACAUAUCAAAAACUGGGCGUAUAUAAAGUUUAUCGAAUAAUUGAUUUCAAUUUACUGCGAUCGAUUUUCAUUUGUAACGUGGCCAUUUACGUUACCAGAAAAAUCAAAUAGAAUAAGCAAUAAAAUUUGAUAGAUCGUGAUUUAAAGGUUAGUAGCAUAACAUUUCAUCUAACUGCAUCCGGCGUUUAUUAUAUUAUCAUGUCACGAAAUGUAAUGCGAAUGAAACAAAAAAAACAAUACAAUAUUUCGAGAUAAAUUUCAAGCACUGGUAAUCAUUGCUUGAAACUUGAAACAUAUUUUUAUAGAAACGACGCGUUACUCCAUCUGUUGGAGGGUUGAAAAAAACAGAAAUUAAGAGUACAAUCCUUAUCCCCCAACAAUUUACUGUACGACUCUUCAAUAAUUUCAAAAAUUCUUAAUCCUCCUUCAAUAAAUAACCCUCUCCUUUCCAUCCGUCCAACAAACUUUCCAAAUUAAAAGAAAGAAAAUUUCAAAUUUUCAACCAAACUAUCACCACGUUAAAAAAGAAAAAGAAAACGAAUGACUUUACACGAUGAUCGCUAUUAGCACUGUCAGUUAAAAGAAUCUUUAUAACUAUCAUUCGAAACUCGAACAACGAAAAUAAAACUUCAACUUCCAAAGAAAAAGAAAAAGAAAAAAAAAAAAAUUCCAAAAACUGCAAACUGAUCAUCGAUGUCAAAGUGUCACCAUCUCUUGGCGGAGGCGGUAAGCUGAACGUCGUAGUAAGGUGGUGGUCGCGCAGGCGUGCAUGCGUUAUCGAUAACGGCAUCGAAGGGGUGAGAAGCAGAGGAGAAUAGAGAGAGAAGUGUCGGGAUCGAAAGGUCGAGCAAGCUGGCGAUGGGGCGAUAUCAUCGCGUUAUGCAACGGUUCGAUUCAGUCGGCGGCGUGAGACGCUAUAUGUCUUAGGCGUCUGAGCGUCCUCUCUCGAGGAUCAGGCCGUAUGAAAUCGUCCUCUCGUCUUAGAAUCGAGCGCGCCGAGCGAGCGGACAGAGGCAAAAAAAGCUGGUGCUGGCGCGUGGUGGGGGUGCCUGGCCAGAGGAAACAGGUGUGUGAGAGAGCAGCCGAUAGGAGAAGGAACGAGUGGCAGGAGCUGGAGGAGCAGCUGGCAAAAUGUCGAAGGAGAGAAUCGACAUCGAGAAACCGUAUUGGGAUCAGAGCACGUACAAGGGUAGGGCGCUUCACUUCCUCGCUGUAACGAACCCUUUGAAUUUGUUUGUCACCGGGAAACAGCUGGAGCAUGCACGAGACGUGGUCACUAAAUACAGGAAAGGGGACAGUCUGGCGGAAUUGAAUAUCACGGAGGACGAGUUGUGGAGAUGCAAAUACUUGUACGACAGCGCGUUCCAUCCCGACACGGGAGAGAAAAUGUUCCUGAUAGGUCGGAUGAGCGCCCAAGUACCGAUGAACAUGAUGAUCACCGGCUGUAUGUUAACGUUCUACAAAACGACAACGCAUGUCGUGUUCUGGCAAUGGGUGAACCAGUCGUUCAACGCUAUCGUCAAUUACACGAACCGUAGCGGAUCGAGUCCGAUUCCCACACACACGAUCUUGCAAAGUUACGGUAUUGCAACUGGAGGAGCUGUAAUAACAGCCCUCAGCCUGAAUCGACUAUUCCGGAAUGCACCACCUCUGGUGUGUCGAUUGGUGCCAUUCGCAGCAGUGGCCGCUGCCAACUGCGUAAAUAUUCCCUUCAUGAGGAUGUUAGAGCUCCAAAACGGUAUUGAAUUACAAACAGAGAAAGGAAUAAAGAUUGGAAACAGCAAACGUGCCGCUAGAAGGGCGAUUGCCGCCGUUACUCUGUCCCGUAUCCUUAUGGCCGUACCGAGCAUGACAAUGGCGCCCUUCAUAAUGAAUGUAAUAGAACGACGAAAAUUGUUAUGCGGGGCGAAAUGGGCUGUCGUACCUAUACAAGUUUUAAUUUGCGGAAUUUGCUUAACAUUUGCCACUCCUCUUUGUUGUGCGCUAUUCGAGCAACGAGUACCCAUCUCGGUAGACGAUCUGGAACCAGAAGUACGGGAACAAAUACUCUCCAAGUAUCCGAAUCUUCAAACAGUGUAUUACAAUAAAGGUCUUUGAACGAAUUUAAAUAUCGAAAUACUGCCAAAGAAAGCGUGCGCGCGAUUGAAAAAAUACAUCGCGAGAAGAAGCGAAUUAUAAUUGUAAUAUUUCUAUAGAAAUAGAAUCAACGAUUCAAUAACGAUUCUAUCAGAAUCGAGAUGCAGAUGUAAACAUAUCCAGUUUUAUUCUCUGGUAUAUAUUACAAUUACGUGUUGCAACUAUAAAAAAAAAAAAACAAGCAAAGUUAAGUAACGAAGACAAUAAAAAAACGGUACAAUGAUA
Molecule: messenger RNA, 2594 nt
Organism: Apis cerana (Asiatic honeybee)
Lineage: Eukaryota; Metazoa; Arthropoda; Insecta; Hymenoptera; Apidae
Gene: Sfxn1-3
Product: Sideroflexin-1-3
Biological process (GO): serine import into mitochondrion; monoatomic ion transport
Cellular component (GO): mitochondrial inner membrane
Molecular function (GO): monoatomic ion transmembrane transporter activity
Source: RefSeq, a predicted model, not a curated record